This is a messenger RNA of Ananas comosus (pineapple), 2202 nucleotides long. RefSeq names its product LEAF RUST 10 DISEASE-RESISTANCE LOCUS RECEPTOR-LIKE PROTEIN KINASE-like 1.1. The record is from RefSeq and is a predicted model, not a curated record. Gene Ontology annotation, molecular function: protein kinase activity; ATP binding. Bases 52 to 2082 code for a protein of 676 amino acids. NCBI's taxonomy places the organism in Eukaryota, Viridiplantae, Streptophyta, Magnoliopsida, Poales, Bromeliaceae. The transcript has 4 exons. Gene Ontology annotation, biological process: protein phosphorylation.
UAUAAAGGGGUAGUGAGUGAUGUAUGCAUGAGUCCACUGUAAUUCAUUCCGAUGUGUAGUACUACAGUAUACUUGCUCUUCAUCCUCCUCCUCCUCCUCCUCUUCUGCAGCAUCUUUUCUGGAAACUCGGCUCAUCCUUUAUCGUGCCCUCCAACCCAAUUCUCAUGCGGAAAUUACACCUGGAAUGUUAGCUCUCCUUUCUUCACUACAAACUCCGCCGUUAAUCCAGGUUGCCGCGAAGUUCAUUACAUCUACUGUCAGAAUGAUUCACCUGUGAUCCAAUUUUAUAACACCGGAUUUGUGUACGCUGUUAGAAAUAUUUCGCUCCCAAGUAGAACAAUUGCAGUUCAUGAUUUCAACCUCAACUCUUAUUCUUGGGAAUCUGAUUGUGUUUUCCUUUACAAUUUUACGCACCCCAUCCCUGCUAUUAAUCUCACCCAACUUACAUUGAGUACAAAGAAGACGUUAACUUCGUUCAGUUGCGAUGAGAUAGAGAGCGACUACAAUCAAAAUAUUUUCGGCGACUCUUUGGGUCGUGUUUCGUGCAAGAAUUACACACUCUUCCUCCCCCAAAAUUCACAACACCGUCGUGAGAAUGAUCUUCCUACUUACUGUUCGGGUUUGGGAGACCUCUGGUUUACUUGGGAAUUGUCAUUUGGCGGAGAAUAUGAAGGUAGCAAUAAGGGCAACAUUUCUCUGCUCUCCGGCGGUUUCUCUCACAACUGGGAUCUUUAUCCAGAUUGUUUCGGCUGCAACAUAACUGCUGGCAGUAGCUGUACUACAGGCGGCGAUCCAGGAGACUUGGACUCCCCAUGCCAAUGCACUAAGCAGUGCCAAGAUGAUGGAAAAGGAAGGAAGAAGUCGGAAAAAUGGGUUAUAAUAGGUGCUUCAGGGGGUGCAGCAGCAGGCGUGUUAAUAUCUAUCCUAUGCAUUUUGCUCUGCAAGCGAAGAAGAACGAAAAAUCACUCUCCCUCCUCCAUUCACCUCGUCAGAGACUCGCGCUUUGAAACACACUAUGUUGACACUCAAUUAUGUAGUGCAGAUUAUAAGACCCACAUCUUCUCCUAUGCUGAGCUCGACGAGGCCACCGAUGGAUUCUCUCCCUCCCAAGAACUCGGCGACGGUGGCUUUGGCACUGUCUACAAAGGAAAGCUACGAGACGGUCGGAUAGUUGCUGUAAAGCGCCUGUACGAGAACAACUACAAGCGAGUGGAGCAGUUCAUGAAUGAGAUCGACAUCCUCUCCCCUCUCCGCCACCAAAACCUUGUCAGCCUCUAUGGCUGCACCUCCCGCCACUGCCGCGAGCUUCUCCUCGUCUACGAGUUCGUGCCCAACGGGACCGUAGCCGACCACCUGCAUGGAGCUCGUGCCUGCGAGCGAGUGUUAACGUGGCCAAUACGAAUGCAAAUUGCUAUCGAGACCGCUGAAGCCCUUGGCUACCUACAUGCCGUUGAGCCGCCCAUCAUGCACCGUGAUGUGAAAACCAACAACAUCCUUCUCGAUGCCGGUUUCCACGUAAAGGUCGCCGACUUUGGGCUGUCGCGUUUGUUCCCAACGAAUGCGACGCAUGUGUCGACUGCACCGCAGGGCACUCCGGGCUACGUGGACCCAGAGUACCACACAUGCUUCCAACUCACCGACAAGAGCGACGUCUACAGUUUCGGUGUAGUCUUGGCAGAGCUGAUAUCGUCGAAGCAAGCAGUGGACCUUAGCAGGUGCCGGAACGAGAUCAAUCUUGCUAACAUGGCGAUCAAUAAGAUCCAACGGAGCGAAUUGGCCCAGCUAGUAGACCCGACUCUCGGUUAUGAUUCUGAGUGGGUAAUAAGGAAGAUGAUCACCAUGGUGGCGGAGCUUGCCUUUAGGUGUUUGCAACAUGACAGGGACAUGAGGCCGCCGAUAAAGGAGGUGCUUGAGGUGUUGAGAGCGAUAGAAGGUGUGGCCAACAAGGCGGGGGAGGAUGAAGAGCUUGAUGUUGGUGUAAAGGAUGAUGCCGGAAUGCCAAGCAAUUCAGCAGCUUUGUCGCCAAAUUCCGUUACACACAAGUGGGUGAGCAGGUCCACUACGUCAAACAUCAGUGAGUAGGAUUCUAAGAUCUUAUUAGCGCUUCACACUGGAGAAGCUAUUGCCUUAGUAUAAAGCUUGUUUUAUAGCCUUAGUUUGUUAGAUGUAUGCCCUAGAAGCCAGCCAGGCGGACACAUGUAU